AUAAAUAUUCCAUAAUAUAAUUUUAUAGUAAAAGAAUCAGGUUGUCAGUAUUGUAUUGUUGGUGUACCUGAACUUCCUGCAAUCGAAUGUCGGUUCUUUUCUUCGGCUCGUAGAGCAAAAUGGGUAUUUCACGUGAUCACUGGCAUAAAAGGCGUGCCACCGGAGGUAAGAGGAAGCCCCUUCGUAAGAAGAGGAAGUUCGAAUUGGGACGCCCACCCGCAAACACAAAGCUUGGAGCUCGUCGUAUCCACACAGUCCGUACCCGCGGAGGUAACAAGAAGUACAGGGCACUCAGAUUAGACCAGGGAAAUUUCUCAUGGGGAUCUGAAGGUUGCGCGAGGAAGACGCGUAUCAUCGACGUGGUGUACAACGCAUCCAACAACGAGUUGGUGCGAACCAAGACCCUGGUGAAGAACGCCAUUGUGACAGUUGACGCCACCCCAUUCAGGCAAUGGUACGAGGCGCACUACGCCCUGCCCGUUGGCCGCAAGAAGUCAUCCAAGCUGACUGAAGCCGAGGAAGCGGUUCUAAACAAGAAGCGAUCGAAAAAGGUGGAGAGGAAGUACAAGGCGCGUCAACGCACGGCCAAGAUCGACCAGGCCCUGGAGGAGCAGUUCCAGACAUCGCGCCUGCUGGCCUGCAUCGCCAGCCGACCCGGCCAGUGUGGUCGCGCCGACGGCUACGUGCUAGAGGGCAAGGAGCUCGAGUUCUACAUGAGGAAGAUCAAGGCCAAGAAGGGAAAGUAGGCCACUGAUGGCCACGUUUUGUUUUAUUAAAAAAGAUAUGUUCCAAUCGAAUAAAGAUCUGUUGGACAGCUA
Messenger RNA from Nilaparvata lugens (brown planthopper), 818 nucleotides. It is a transcript of the gene RpS8, whose product is annotated as 40S ribosomal protein S8. The record is from RefSeq and is a predicted model, not a curated record. The transcript has 5 exons. Gene Ontology annotation, molecular function: structural constituent of ribosome. Gene Ontology annotation, cellular component: ribosome; cytosolic small ribosomal subunit. Gene Ontology annotation, biological process: translation; maturation of SSU-rRNA from tricistronic rRNA transcript (SSU-rRNA, 5.8S rRNA, LSU-rRNA). Bases 120 to 746 code for a protein of 208 amino acids. NCBI's taxonomy places the organism in Eukaryota, Metazoa, Arthropoda, Insecta, Hemiptera, Delphacidae.